AUGACCCCUAUCAGUGCUCAUUCUGUAACUGUAAUGAGACUAGCAGUUGAUGAACCUUCCAAAGCUGCUCUAGAGAUACCACUUGAGAUGUCUGAUAGCAAAUUUGCUGAAGACCCCAUCCAACAGCUUUGGACUCUAGAAUCAGUCGGAAUUGUUGAUCAAGAUAUGUCACCGGAGGAUAAAUUUGUACUGGAAGAAUUCAAGAAUUCCAUCAAUAUGGUUAAAGGACGAUAUGAGGUAUCUCUCCCCUGGAAAGUCGAUAAGAAACAACUCCCUACCAACUUAGCACUCUCGAGGAAAAGACUGAACAGUACUAUUCACAAGCUGAAACAAACUAAUCAGUAUCUGGAAAUUUAUGACCAGAUCAUCAAAGAACAACUGUCUCUCGGCUUCAUUGAAACAGUGCCAGAAGAAGACCAAAACCGGACAAAUGUCCAUUAUUUACCCCAUUUACCUGUGAUUAAGGAUUCAACAACAACGCCCAUUCGCAUUGUAUUUGAUGCAAGUGCCCGGAUGGACAAGCAGGCCCCUAGCCUGAAUGAUUGCUUAUACUCUGGCCCAUCCUUGACUAGUCAUUUAACCGACUUGUUGUUGAAAUUCCGUCUCGACCCAUUUGCGGUAUCGGCAGACAUCAGCAAAGCCUUCUUACGGGUAGGUCUCCAACCUAGGGAUCGUGAUUAUACACGUUUCAUUUGGCUAAAAGAUCUUAACAAUGAAAAGGACCUUCAAGCCUAUAGGUUUAGAUCAGUUCUCUUUGGAGCCACCUGCUCGCCUUUUUUACUCCAGUCAACCUUGCAACAUCACUUUGAAACCUACCCCACUUCACCUGAAGUUAGUUUCCUCAUGACCAAAUUUUAUGUGGACAACUUAAUUGGUUCCUUACCAACAACAGUCAGCCUCUACAGCCUUUACAAGGUUGCAAAGGAAGUCCUGUCAGAUGCCGGAAUGCCUUUAAGAGAAUGGAUCAGUAAUGACCCAACCUUCAACGAAAUGGUAAAACAAGAAGGUGAUGGAACAACAGAAGGCUCAGAUCUUGUCAAAGUUCUAGGACUUCAUUGGAACUACAAGACUGACCACUUAAGCAUAAAACCCCCUACCUUUGAGGAAGCUCCGCUUACCAAACGGCUACUUUUGAGCAACCUUUCAAAAGUAUUUGACCCUCUAGGAUUGUUUGCUCCCAUAAUUGUACGAGCCAAAGUUCUUAUGCAAAAGAUCUGGAAACUAUCUAAAAGGUGGGAUGAUGUUUUGCCACCAGAACUUCAAGAAGAGUGGUCGAAGAUCAAGAAAGACCUCGAGAACAUAGCAUACCAGGAAUUCCCACGCUUUACAGCCAACAGAGGGACCAACUACUCUCUUCACGUAUUCUGUGAUGCUAGUGAAAAGGCCUAUGGGGCUGCAGCCUAUUUGAUGGACCAACACGCAGGUGCGAACCUAAUUUUCUCUAAAGCAAGAGUCGCCCCUCUCAAAAAGAAAAGCAUACCACAACUUGAGCUGACUGCCAACUAUAGUGCAGUCAAAAUAGCUGACUACCUCAGAACCGUUUUCACUACCGAUGGUGUCAAGAUUACUGACACUGUCAUAUGGUCUGACAGUAAAGUUGCCCUACACUGGAUUCAGAACAACAAAUCUAAAAACAUCUAUGUCCGCAACAGGGUGAAUGAGAUAAGUCAGGUCACUGAAGUGAAGUACCUCUAUGUACCUGGUGAAGAAAACCCAGCAGACCUUGUCUCUAGAGGAAUUUCCAUGCGGCAGUUUAAGAAAAGUCAAAUUUGGUUCCAUGGCCCAAGUUGGCUCCCGAACCCAGAGAUGUGGCCAGAGCAGGCAGAUGUAUCUACAUGCUACCCACCUGAAACACCUGAAGAAGUUUUAACUACAGUUGUCAGUGAAGAAGCUACUUGUCCCAUAGAGAUCCAUAGGUUCGCUUCCCUUCCUAAACUUAUAAAUGUCACUAAGCUAGUAAUUAAGUUCACUAGGCUCCUUAAACGUACCAUUGGGAAUCGUAAAACUAAGAACUCUGGACCCGCAAACUCUGAAAAUGUCGAAGUACAGAACUCAGAAGCAUUACGAAUUCUUAUUGGCUUCACACAGAGUCAGUAUUUCCCAGAGGAGUUGUCAUACCUUAACAAGAAUUCCCACAAAAUUCCAGCCAGAAUUAAAAGCCCAGGCUUGUUCCUGGAUGAGAAUGGACUUUUGAUGCACUGGGAGACUACAAAAUGCGGACCACCUUCCAUAUAG
Messenger RNA from Macrobrachium nipponense, 2235 nucleotides. RefSeq lists its product as uncharacterized. Gene Ontology annotation, molecular function: nucleic acid binding. The transcript has a single exon. The record is from RefSeq and is a predicted model, not a curated record. Bases 1 to 2235 code for a protein of 744 amino acids. NCBI's taxonomy places the organism in Eukaryota, Metazoa, Arthropoda, Malacostraca, Decapoda, Palaemonidae.